AUGAUAACAGUCGGUUUGAAUCUCUUAACUGUUGCAUUAGAAGUUGGCGCAGAUUAUCUUGCCAAUUAUCCAUUAUUACUUUCAAUAGUUAAAGAUUCUUUAUGUCAAAAUUUAUUAAGUAUGCUAAAUUGUAAUCGUAUUCAAUUAUUUUCUGCUUCACUUCGAGUUUCAUUUCUUAUAUUCGAAAGUCUUCGAACACAUCUCAAAUGUCAAUUUGAGUUUUUUAUAACACGUUUAAUGGAAUUAAUUGUAUCUGAACAAUUAAAAAUUACUUAUGAACAAAAGGAAUUAGCACUUGAAACAAUUGUUCAACUUCUUCGUAUACCCGGUUUACCAGCUGAAUUAUAUUUAAAUUGUGAUUGCGAUUUGUAUAGUGAAAAUUUAUUUGAAGAAUUAACAAAAAUGUUAUCGAAAAAUGCUUUUCCAGUUGCUGGUUUAACAUCAACACAUAUUCUUUCACUUGAUGCACUUCUUUCAGUUAUCGAUCAUAUUGAACUCGAAUGCCAAUAUCAAUUAUAUGUUAAAUAUUUUCUUGCAUUUGUUGUUCUAGCCACAAGUCAAACAUUAACUCGUCCUAUUCCAUGUGGAUAUGCAUUUGCUCUUUCAUUGCAAAAUAUUGAUAUUAAUCGUUCUACAACUCCGUCUGAAUCUCGUCAUGGCCCACGACUUCGACAAAAUCGCAUGACGAUAUCUUCACAUUUACCAUCACAAGAUGAUCUUAAAAAGAUGAAACACGAUAAAAAAUUAUUCCGACAAGGUUCAGAAUUAUUUAAUCAAAGUCCAUCAUCAGGAUUAAAGUUUCUUCAAGAGAACAAUCUUUUAUCAGGUUCAUUAGAUGUUAAUGAAAUUGUUAAAUAUCUCAAAGACAAUCCAUUAUUGGAUAAAAAAGUGAUUGGGGAAUAUUUAUCAAAUAGAAAAAAUAUUCAUAUACUUGAACAAUAUGUCAAUACAUUUCACUUUGAAGAAAUGCGUAUUGAUGAAGCACUUCGAAUAUAUUUAUCAGAAUUUCGUUUACCAGGUGAAGCACCUUUAAUCAGUGCUUUACUUGAACAUUUUGCUGCUCGUUGGCGAGAAUGUAACAAUUUUCCACUUGCAAAUAAUGAUGCCGCUUUUGGUUUAUCAUAUGCCUGUAUUAUGCUUAAUACCGAUCAACACAAUACAAAUGUUCGUCGUCAAAGUUUACCAAUGACAUGUGAAGAUUUCAAACGAAAUUUAUCAAAAAUGAAUAAUAAUGAAAAUUUUGAUGAUAGUAUGUUAACAGAGAUUUACAAUGCAAUUAAAUCAGAUGAAAUAGUCAUGCCAGCUGAACAUACAGGCCUUGUUCGUGAAUCCUAUUUAUGGAAAUUGAUGUUAAAACGAUCAAUAACAAUAGGAGAUAAAUUUCUUCACGUUCCAACUGGUUCAUAUAAUCAUGAAAUAUUUACAUUAAUAUGGGGACAAACAAUGGCUGCACUUUCAUUUGUUUUUGAAAAAUCUAAUUAUGAUUUAGUUAUAGAAAAAUCAAUCCAAGGCUUUAGUAAAUGUGCAAGAAUUGCUGCAUAUUAUUGUAUGUCGGAUGUUUUUGAUAAUUUGGUUAUUUCUUUAUGCAAAUUCACAACAUUACUCAAUAAUCGAGAAUGGAUUGAAAAUUUACCAAUACAAUUUGGUUUGAACAGAAAAGCACGCCUCGCUGCAACGGUUGUUUUCAACAUUGCCCACGUGCAUGGAGAUAUUUUACGAGAUGGAUGGAAAAAUAUUCUAGAAUGCAUAAUUCAUUUAUAUAAAGCUAAAUUAUUGCCAUCAGUUCUUGUUGAAGUUGAAGAUUUUCUUGAUCCAACUGGACGAAUAACAUUGAUUAAAGAACAAGUUGCCGAAGCACCAAAAACCGAUACUGGUUUGUUUUCAUCUCUUGCAUUUUUACUCGGCGGUGGUGGUUCAAAUGAAUCAACAUUAUCUUCUGGCAAGCAACCAACAAUUGAAGAACAAGAAGCAAUAAAAGUAGCUUCAGCAUGUAUUGAAGAAUGCCAUUUAGAACAGUUAUUGCAAGAAACAAAAUUUUUAAUUAUUGAUUCUUUAAAUGAAUUCUUAAAAGCACUUAUAUAUGGUUGUCAAAUGUUUCCAGAUUCUCAAAAACUUGAUCAAGAUGCUGCCGUAUUUUGUCUAGAAUUAUUAGUUAAAGUUGUUUUACAAAAUCGUGAUCGUGUCACUAUAUUUUGGCCAACUGUUCGACAUCAAUUUUAUUCAAUACUUGUUAAUGCGAAUAUUAAAACAUUCUUUAUUGAACGUGCUUGCAUUGGUUUAUUAAGAAUUACAGCAAGACUUUUACGACGAGAAGAAUUAGCUUCUGAAGUACUUGAUUCACUUCGUAUGCUUCUGCUAAUGAAACCUCAUGUGCUUCAAGGAUUAUCAUCUGAAAUAGCUUAUGGUAUACAUGAAAUCCUUCGUACAAAUGCAGCAAAUAUACACAAGUCUGAUGAUUGGUUUAUAUUAUUUUCUUUACUUGAAGUUGUUGGAGCAGCUGCUCGCCCACCAUCUAUUCUUCAAUCACCAACAGAAAAUCUAUCGUUAAACAAACAUACUCAUCAAAAUUAUUCAGUAACAAACGCUGAAUCAGACACUGAAUGUUCCGAUUGUCAAACAACGAGUACAACUGAUAAAGGUUAUUUAAGUGAUUCAGAAAUUUAUCGUCGUUCAGAUUAUAUAGUUGUGUCACAUAACGAUUUCGAAACACAUCGAAAUCAAAAUGAUAAAUUUUCUCGACAUGAUCGUCGAGCUUUGAGUAAAUCUUGUGAAAUAUUAUCAUUUCUUAUUCACGAUGUAGCAUAUGUAACACAAGAAAAUUUUGAAUACUGUAUUCAUUGUAUACGAACAUUUAUUGAAUCAACAAUAAUACAACAAACAGAUAAGCAAACAUCGAAAUUAAUAACAAAUAAUAAUCGAAAUACAAAACAAAUUCGUAAAGCAACAUCGUCAAAUUCUUUAAAUAAUGAAAAUUUCAAUGAACAAACAAAUAAUCAAACCAGACAAACACGUUCUGAGUAUGAUGAUGAUGAAAUGGGCCAAUCAAUUAAACAAGAAUAUCAAACAAUUGUUUUGCAAUUAUUGGAGUUAUUGCAUACAUUACAUAUGAGAGCAUCACAAAUCUAUAAACAAAUACCGACUGAUCAAGAAAAAUCGAGUGUUUUAUGGUAUAAAUGUUGGUGUCCUAUUUUGCAAGGUAUUGCACGUCUGUGUUGUGAUUCUCGCCGUGCAGUUCGUUCGUCAUCUCUUGGUUAUCUUCAGCGAUGUGUUUUAUUACCUGAACUUCAUAUUCUUGCUCCAAUAGAAUGGGAAUCUGCGUUUAAUAAAGUAUUAUUUCCUUUAUUACUUCAAUUACUUGAAACAACGAAUACAAGUGAUCAUACAUAUGGAAUUGAGGAGACUCGUGUACGCGUUUCACAAUUAUUAUGUCGAAUAUUUUUACAACAUCUUACGCCAUUAUUAACAUUAUCAACGUUUACAACAGUGUGGUUAACUAUUUUGGAUUUUAUGGAUAAAUAUUCUAAAAUAGAUCAAACAGAUAUGUUGCGUGAAUCUGUUCGUGAAUCAUUAAAAAACAUGCUUUUAGUGAUGAAUACAACUGGCUUAUUUGAUGAUAAUCCGUCUUUAACAGUGAUUACAAAAGAUAGAAUUCAUAGUUUUUUUCCCGGUCUUUGGGAAGAGGUUUUUAAAAUAUCAACACCACCACCAACAACACCUUCUCCGACUGCAGAGUCAGUGGCAUUAGUUACAACAAGUGGAGAUGAUAAUACUUUAUCAAAUGAAUUAGCGACAUCAUCAUUACCAAAUGAAACAACAAUCAAUGAACCAACUCCUCCAACAAAUACUCGAUUUCUACCAGCACCAAUACAAAAUUUGUAA
This is a messenger RNA of Rotaria socialis, 3879 nucleotides long. The record is from the annotation of a GenBank genome assembly. Lineage: Eukaryota; Metazoa; Rotifera; Eurotatoria; Philodinida; Philodinidae.